Pocillopora damicornis (cauliflower coral) is the source of this 984-nucleotide messenger RNA. Its product is annotated as 26S proteasome non-ATPase regulatory subunit 9. NCBI's taxonomy places the organism in Eukaryota, Metazoa, Cnidaria, Anthozoa, Scleractinia, Pocilloporidae. Gene Ontology annotation, biological process: proteasome regulatory particle assembly. The record is from RefSeq and is a predicted model, not a curated record. Gene Ontology annotation, cellular component: nucleus; cytoplasm. Gene Ontology annotation, molecular function: protein binding.
UAAUAGCUGACUUUUUUAUUUUCAAGAUGGCGGACGUUUCUAUGAAGAAAGUAAAAGAUCUGAUCGCAAAGAAAGAUGCUAUUGAAAAGGAAAUUAAGGAGUUUCAAGACGUCCUAGACUCGCAAAAAGGAGUUGGGAUGAACGAAAAGCUGAUUGACGAAGACAAUUACCCUCGUUCAGACAUUGAUGUUUAUACCGUGAGAGUCGCAAGAAAUCGGAUUAUAUGUCUUCAGAAUGACCACAAGGCGCUGAUGAAAGAAAUAGAGGAAGGAAUUCAUGAAGUACAUGCUCAAGCACGAGAACAAAACAAUAAACAAGAGACUCAACAAGACCAGGAAGUGGAAGAUAUUUCGACCAAACUAAAAGCUUUCCUCAGAGUGGAUUCAGUAGCUAAUGCAUCACCGUCAUUCCAAGCUGGUUUGAAAGUUGGUGAUUGCAUUUUACAAUUUGGUUCCAUAAAUGGUGAAAACUUUCAUAGCCUUGCAGACAUAACUUCUAUUGUACAGCACAGCAAAGGGAGACCAGUGAAUGUAACUGUUGAAAGAGGAGAGGGAACAAAGGCAAUCACUCUCACUCCAAACACAUGGAGUGGCCAAGGACUUCUAGGUUGCCACAUUGUACCUGUGAAAUAGAAGCAAGUUUUUGCAAGUUAGUUUGUUAACCAGCAAGUUAUCAACAAAGAAAACUAUGCCAGCAACAUUCAAGCCCAAAUUUUAAACUGUUCAUAUCCAACUGGGUAAACAAGUUAGCAAUGUGAAGGAUGUUAGUCCAGGACAGAGCAUCCAGCAAAGUAACUCCAUAUUUUGAACCUUCUGAUGAAUGAGAUGGCAUGAAAAGCCCUUUGUGUAUUGCUCCUAUCUUGCACUGCCCUAAACAACAAUGGGGUGUUUCUCUUCUACUUGAAAUUUUCUUCAGUCCGAUCACUGCAUGCAACGCUUGUGUUAUAUACUGUACCACUGGGAAUAGACAUAUUAAGUUAUUAAC